Messenger RNA from Aaosphaeria arxii CBS 175.79, 1728 nucleotides. RefSeq names its product S-adenosyl-L-homocysteine hydrolase-like protein. The record is from RefSeq and is a predicted model, not a curated record. Gene Ontology annotation, biological process: L-methionine cycle. Gene Ontology annotation, molecular function: adenosylhomocysteinase activity. Gene Ontology annotation, cellular component: cytosol. The annotation marks the transcript as partial. The transcript has 2 exons. NCBI's taxonomy places the organism in Eukaryota, Fungi, Ascomycota, Dothideomycetes, Pleosporales.
CAUGGCCACCCGUACCAAGUACGCUGAGGAGCAGCCAUUGAAGGGUGCCCGUAUCGCCGGUUGCUUGCACAUGACCAUCCAGACUGCCGUCCUCAUCGAGACCCUCAAGGCCCUCGGUGCCGAGCUCACCUGGACCUCCUGCAACAUCUUCUCCACUCAGGACCACGCCGCCGCUGCCAUUGCCGCCGCCGGUGUCCCCGUCUUCGCCUGGAAGGGUGAGACCGAGGAGGAGUACCAGUGGUGCUUGGAGCAGCAGCUCACUGCCUUCAAGGAUGGCCAGGGCCUCAACUUGAUCCUCGACGACGGCGGUGACCUCACCUCCCUCGUCCACACCAAGUACCCCGAGAUGCUCAAGGGCUGCUACGGCGUCUCCGAGGAGACCACCACCGGUGUCCACCACUUGUACCGCAUGUUGAAGAACAAGGGCCUCCUCGUCCCCGCCAUCAACGUCAACGACUCCGUCACCAAGUCCAAGUUCGACAACCUCUACGGCUGCCGUGAGUCCCUCGUCGACGGCAUCAAGCGUGCCACCGAUGUCAUGAUCGCCGGUAAGGUCGCCGUCGUUGCUGGUUUCGGUGAUGUCGGUAAGGGCUGCGCCCAGGCUCUCCACAGCAUGGGUGCCCGCGUCAUCGUCACUGAGAUCGAUCCCAUCAACGCUCUCCAGGCCGCCGUCUCCGGCUACCAGGUCACCACCAUGGAGGAGGCCGCCUCCCAGGGUCAGAUCUUCGUCACCACCACCGGCUGCCGUGACAUCCUUACCGGCCCUCACUUCGAGGCCAUGCCCAACGACGCCAUCGUCUGCAACAUCGGUCACUUCGAUAUCGAAAUCGACGUUGCCUGGCUCAAGGCCAAUGCCAAGUCCGUCCAGAGCAUCAAGCCCCAGGUCGACCGCUACCUCCUCAAGAACGGCCGCUACAUCAUCCUCCUCGCCGAGGGCCGUCUCGUCAACUUGGGCUGCGCCACCGGCCACUCUUCCUUCGUCAUGUCCUGCUCCUUCACCAACCAGGUCCUUGCCCAGAUCAUGCUGUUCAAGGCCGAGGACGAGGCUUUCGGCAACAAGUACAUCGAGUUCGGCAAGACCGGCAAGCUCGACGUCGGUGUCUACGUCCUCCCCAAGAUCCUCGACGAGCAGGUCGCUCUCCUCCACCUCGACCACGUCAAUGUCAAGCUCUCCAAGCUUACUGAGGUCCAGGCCGAGUACCUCGGCCUCCCCGUCGAGGGCCCUUUCAAGAGCGACAUCUACCGCUACUAGAGAGUUUAAUAAUCCUUAUAUACCACGAGUGCUGUCUGUCAUUUUCAGUUCAUGUCCGAAGGCACCGAGUUUCAACACGACGUUACGAACCUGGGAUAGAGAUACCCACUUUCUGAGAUGAUGAUGAGGGAGAAAAGUUGAUUUGUCCUUCAACGGCAUUUCUGGGAGCAUUAAUUGCGUUUGUUUUCUUUUUGGUCUCACGGCCUCUCUCUUUUGUUUGUUCAAGGCGGGCGGGGAUUGGGAAAUCACUCAGACAAGGGACUUUCGAAACAAAAAGGCGUUUUUAUGAUAUUCAACUUGCAGUAAAUGCAUGUCACCUAGCUUGGCCCUUCAACCUCGGCCAGGGAAUAUAAGAGGUGGUAUACUAGUGUAUGAGAUGGUAUCCAAGUUAGAUAGAAAGAGUAGGAGAAGAUGCAAUGUAUCUACCAAAUAGAGUGGAUCAUUGGACCAUCUGAUAAUCAUAGUAGAUAGUUCUG